Messenger RNA from Epinephelus lanceolatus (giant grouper), 1860 nucleotides. The record is from RefSeq and is a predicted model, not a curated record. Lineage: Eukaryota; Metazoa; Chordata; Actinopteri; Perciformes; Serranidae.
ACUAACCGGCAUGCAUUGUGCGCCGAUCGCCGGUGAUCGAAUCUGCGCAGAACUGGCUCAUCUCGAACGAACCUGUUAAAGGAUAUUUUGAUGCAGGACAUGGAUAUGAUGUGAUACUGGAUAUGCUGUCGACAAUUCACAACAUAAACAUGAGUCUGCGUACGCUGAAGACACGUUUAAAAGAAGCAGGGCUGUAUAGAAGACUCAACUAUUCCCCACUCCCUGAGGUGAGGCGUGCAAUUCUGACUGAGCUGGAAGGACCAGGGCAACUCUUCGGUUAUCGGACUAUGUGGCAAGUUCUCCAACAAAAACACAGGCUUCACGUUAAACGUGAUGUAGUAAUGAGAUUAUUGAAACAACUGAAUCCACGAGGGACGGCUUUGAGAACACGCAGGAGGUUUACAAGACGUACGUAUCACUCCAUGGGUCCAAACUACAUAUGGCAUGUAGACGGAUAUGAUAAACUGAAACCAUUUAGCCUCUCAGGAUGUAUAGAUGGCUUCUCAAGAAAAAUAAUGUGGCUUGUUUGUGGACCAACAAACAAUAAUCCAUCUGUCAUCGCUCACAAUUAUAUUAAAUGUGCCAAGAAUGUUGGUGUGGUUCCAAUGAGAUUAAGAACUGACCUCGGAACAGAAAAUGGGACUAUGGCAGCAAUACAAUGUACCCUCCGCCAUGUGCAUACGGACUACAAUGCCGGCUCGUCUAGCCACAGUUAUGGCUCAUCAACAGGGAAUCAGCGCAUCGAGUCAUGGUGGUCUUUUUUCAGAAGAGGGAGGUCUCAGUUUUGGAUGGACUUGUUUGGAGACCUGAGAGACUCUGGACUCUUCAAUGGCAGCCAUGAACACCAGUGCUUACUGAGAUUUAGCUUCAGUAAUGUUCUGCAGCAAGACCUGGAUGAAUGUAUGGACCUAUGGAACAAGCACCGGAUUCGACCAAGCAGACUUGCAUCAUGUCCAGGAGGGAUUCCGAAUGAACUGUAUCUCUUGCCUCACAGAUUUGGUUCAAGGGACUGUGGAUUUGUUGUUGAAGACAGGGAACUGGAUGUGUUUUCUGAGGCAAGACAAGUGAUUGAUUUAUGUGGUGAUCCAGACAUUGAGGAAUACCUACAACAGGCUGUGGAACGAAACGGACUAUAACAGCCACAAGACUGGAAGACAGCCUCAGAACUGUACAUCACUCUGAAGGAAAUAGCUGGGCUAUAGAAAUGGACUAUUGGAACCCGUUUUUACCUUUCUUAUGUAUCCCACAUUAACAUGGACUUAAGACAAUCUUUUAGUCUUUCGCUUUAAUGCAUCUUAAUGCUUAUCAAUAAAUGAUUGGUGGACUAUACAUGCCUUAGUUUUGGAAAACACUUCCCAUUCACAAAUGUGAUCUGACAUUUACAAAUUGCUUCAAGGGAUAAAUUACAGGAUAUGAUCCCAAAAGUCUCAAAUGUGGUUCUUUUGAAUUUUCAGGUUAGGCAUCUUGAACUCUGGGACUGAAGUGGAGACAUGUUAAACUUUAUUCAUUUUCUGAUUCAGUGUUUAUGUAAACAUCAAUUACUUGCAAAAAACAUUUGUUCUGAUUUUACGUUUUUUUUUUUUAAAUAUAUAUAUAUAUUGAGCUGUAAAAAACAGGAAACAGCAAAAUAAUAAAUGAAAAUCAGGACACAGCUCUGAAAUAUUUAUGGGUAAGAUCUGCAAGUAGCUAACUGCACAGAUUCAAACAAUGUAUAGAAGCCCUCACACGGGUGAACAAUCACUUCAAUGCAUAACAAGUCCCAAACUGCCUUUUAACAAUAGGCAGUAACUGAUGCAAACAAGCAAACGUGACCUUGUACUUAGGCAUUAUUCUGAUCAGAAAGUUGUUGAGAAAAAAAAA